AUGAGUCUGGGCGCCAUAAGCGAUCAACUGCCAACAUAUCCGAACAAUAUACAGGGAGAAUUACGCCUUAUCUUGCAGACCAAAGAUGUAUUCCUUGUGUGCUACAAACAUCUGGAAGAGUAUCGACGACUGGUCAACGAACAAAAUCGACUUAUCACAAAGGAGUUUGUGCAAGAACAACUUCAGAUGGGUGAAGACGAAAUUUCUGAACUUAAAAUGGAGCUGCAGGAUGCCGAGUCACAAUUAAAUGCCCGACUGCGUCAUAAUGAACUUCUGGCCGAUCACCUUGCGGGAUUGGGUUUUGGAUCACUGGAGACAGGCGGUAGUGCACGCCACAUGGCUCUCGUUCGUUCACCUCAGAUGCGGAAAAAUAUGCUGGCUCAACGAGGAGCAGGAGCAGGCGGUGUAUCCGAAACUCGUCCGCCAACUCACAUGAUCGAUAACAUCGCAUUAGCCAUGGCUGAAAUACACCAAGAAGUGAGGUCGAAGGUGAAGCCAUUACUUGAUUACUAUCGCGAUCUGUUCUAUCUCCAACUUCACUUCAGCCUGGUUUUGGGACAAGUAUGCAACUACUGUAUGCCUUUGGUAACUGAGAAUAUUGGUUUGAUAGAUAGGAUCUUCUUCUGGUCUGAGCGACCAGAGUUUGAUUUGGUGCGCAGAGCAGGUGACAUCGGGGACCGAUUGAAAGAAAUCUACACAAGAGCCCAAACUGUACUCGGUGUACUGGCCGAAUCUGUGCGAUUCUUACAGUCGAAAGUCGAGUUGCAAAAGACACUUGAACAACGCUUUCAUGAACGUCUGGAUGAACAACAAAAGACGAAAGAUAAGAUUCUUCGCGAUGUUCACACCACGAAACAAAAUAUGGAUAUGUUGGAAGAAGAAAACGACCGUCUGGUUGGUAGUCUAGUCAAGGUAGACCCCAGCUUUGUGGACAGCCGGCACUUCUUUGAACUUGCCGAGGGUGGUGGCAAUCUAACGGGCAACAAAAAGCCUGGAACUCCAAAAGGAACAGCCCAGAAUAACGCUGAAGAUAAUCAGGAAUUUAGUACUAUAUCACCAGUCCGACAUCGCUCGCAGACUCGUGAAGGAUUUGACCGUGACACCCAGAGAGACGCCGUCACUCCCGUUCGACCUGGUCGACGCGGACGGGAUCUAGCAACACCGUCUGUUUUGGACAACCCAAUGGAUGAAAUGAACAAUAACAAAGCUAUAAGCGUCGCAAGUGAUGCGCCCGCACGAGUGGUGGAGAAUAAGGUGUUAAACAAGAAAAAGGUAGACCAGGAGGAGCUCGAUGCCUUGUUGAAAGAGGUCAGAUCGAAAAUAUCGGUGGUAAAAAGCCGCGCCAGAGAAGGUUCCCGGUCUGCCAACCGUAAUAAUGUAUCUGAAAGUUCUGGUUUAGUCAGUUCGGUUGGAGACACAGGGGAUAAAUUAACAGCAACUGAAACCAGAUCUGAAACAACCACCCCUAUACCAAAGAACCGGGUCCGCCGUGCAAAGUCUCGUCCAAGAAGUAAACCACAAAAAGGGGAAGAAAGGGAUAAUAACUCGCCCAUCAGGAUCUCCAAGACUAAGAUGAGGCGAAGAGCUACUAGUGUGGAGCGACCAGAAAGGCUUGUAAAUACGAAGAGACAUCGUCCUAAGAGUACUGUUGACGAGCACAGAAAUCGAGAAGCAGAAACUACUCACCGCCGCAAGCACGAAAGAAAGCCCCUAACGCCCGAAAAAAUCCCUAAUCUUGAAGAGCUCAGAUCCACUUCCGCCUCUACGGCUGCCGGGGACAGUGGUGAACAACAUAUGCCUCGUACGGGCAACUUGAAAUCUCGUCUCUUGGGUCGAACAAAAGACAUUCUUGAAGCGGCGCUGCAUCGUUCUUCAAAAACCAGCAUCAGUACCGAGCCAGUGACGAAAUCCGUAAGAGAAAUAGAGUCUUCCAACUCAGCCGGAAAUGUAGAUCACGAAGAUUUAAAUAAUGAUGCCGUGACCAGUGUUUCCUCAUUUGCUUCUCUCCUGGUUCCGGACUCAUCCCUGGGUGAACCCGGCCUAACUCCCCCAACACCCAUCAUCCCAGUCAGACAGCUGCGUGCUUUGGAGCCGAAGAAUGCCAGUCGACAUGGAACAGAAUCGCGAAGACUUUUCCGGAAAAGUCGAAAAGGAAGCCAUGUUGACAUACUCGAUCUGGGACAACAGCCACUCCCAGCUCUAGGAUCAGAAACCUUACUUACUGAGUCAGGUGCUAACGAAAUUAAAAACUACACACUGAUGAAUAGCCUUGAUACCAUAGAUACAUCCCGACCAAAACGACAUCGAACAAAGAGAGGAAAGAGUCAGACAGGUUCACCUUUGGGAGAUUUUCUCUCCGGAACUAGCCUCGGUCCCUUGCCUUCAACAUCCGCACCAACUUCGCCCGCA
This is a messenger RNA of Opisthorchis viverrini, 2409 nucleotides long. RefSeq lists its product as hypothetical. The record is from RefSeq and is a predicted model, not a curated record. The transcript has a single exon. The annotation marks the transcript as partial. Lineage: Eukaryota; Metazoa; Platyhelminthes; Trematoda; Opisthorchiida; Opisthorchiidae.